Molecule: messenger RNA, 2571 nt
Organism: Cloeon dipterum
Lineage: Eukaryota; Metazoa; Arthropoda; Insecta; Ephemeroptera; Baetidae
Exons: 10
Coding region: 201-1763 (520 amino acids)
Molecular function (GO): actin binding
Source: RefSeq, a predicted model, not a curated record
CCCCCACACGAAGUCGGCCAUAUUGGAUAGUGGUGCUGGCUGGCCACGGAUUGCCAAGUGCGAAGGCAGGAAAAGGAGCGAGCCAGGCGAGCAAGAGCGAAAAGCAGCCCGUGUUUCGACACCGCUCGUGGCCGACAUGAAGGCGGGCAGUUGAGGGCCCGAUUCGGCACGCCGCACAGCCCAAUUAGCAGGUGAGAAGGAUGCCAAAUCCGCCGCCCCCGCCGCCUCCGGGGCCGCCGCCCCCGCCCACGUUCGUAGCGCCGAGGCCGGCGGCCGACGACGGCCAGGCGAGGAACAUGCUGCUGCAGUCGAUCCGCCAGGGCGCCAGCCUCAAGAAGGCCGUCACCAACGACCGCAGCGCGCCCACAGUCGGAGGCCCGAAAAAGAGUCCGCCAAGCGGCGGUGGGUUUAACUCUCGGAGCAACGGUCCAGCGGCGGCGCCAGAGCCGUCGAGGAACAAUGGCGGCGGCGGCCCGUUGGACAUGGCCAGCCUGUUCGCCGGCGGCAUGCCAAAGCUGCGCUCCACCGGACGCAACAUAGGUGCAAGUACGAGGAGCCGCGAUGACAGUAUUGAUAGCGUUAGGAGUAACACUGAUAGCAGCCCUGUGAUAACCAGUCAUCAGAAACAAAAAAGCUUGGGGAGCAGAAGAGAGAUGACCCCUGACUUGAAAAACAGAGGCCCUCCCCCUCAGCCGCCUCCCUCAAACAAAAAGCCGACCAUGCACGUGAGCACGUCCGAUACAGCGUUGACGGCGUCGAGCCCGUCGAUGAGCCAACGCAGCGCGGCGCCGUCGCUGCCGAGCAAGCCGCCGGUCGGCGGGCACGGAAAGCCCAACUACGCGCCAAGACCGCCCGGCCAGUACAAGACGGCGCCGAAACCGUCGCCGCCACCAAAGUCAACCAACGCCAUGCAGGUGGGGAACGGGCCUCCUUCGCUGCCGUCGCGGCCGCCGAGCGUGGGGCGCGCGCACAGCAUGCGGACGCCGCGCUCUCCGUCAGCGGACAGCAGCCCGUCGCCCGAACUGGGCGACUACCGGGCGCACCAGCACUUCCAGUCGCAGGAGGGGCUGCACCACCAGGUGUCGAACGGCCUGCGCAAGGCGGCCGCCCCGCCUCCGCCGCCCCCGGGCUCUGGGCGGAAUCCGCCCCCGCCGCCGCCGGCCAAGGCGAAACCGCCGUCGGCAAAGCCACCGCCGCCGCCCCUCGGCGCGCGCGCCACCCCUCCCGUGCUUCCACCCCCGCCGCCCCCGACGGCGGCGCCCCCGCCCCCCAGCUCCGCGCCCCCGCCGCCCGCUACGGCCCCGCCCCUGCCCCCGCACCGUCUUACGGCCGCCGCAGCCGCCUCCGGCCAGCAGAAGAGCCAACCUCCGCCGCCUCCUUUGAGCGUGCCCCCGCCACCUCCAGUCAGAAACUCCUCCAUGCGCAACGGAGGCGUCCAGGCCAAUGGUAAAGAAAGCAAAAGCUGCACCGCGGCGCAGGGCCGGCUGAUCGCGCUCUCUGUGUCCGCAGGCGACGUCGAGGCCAGGUUCAUGCACAUGUUCCACAAAGUGCACGACUUCCCGGCCCCGGAAAAGUUCCUCAACGUGCCCAAAGUGUACAACAGCAGGAAUGAUUCGCCUUCGUCGUCGCACGGAUCCUCGCGGCUAUCCGAAAUGCACGCCUGGGACGACGUUCAUGCAUCGAAGCAACAGGCGCCGCAGCCGCCGAGUACGCACCUCCAGUUGAGCAACAAGAUGUGGGCCAACGACACCUCGACGUGCUGAUCCUCAUUCCAUAUCUCCAUGUUUGUGUUUCUCUCCCUCCCUCUCGACACACAUCAACAAACAAGCAAACAAACAAAAACACAAAGUGGACGCGCUCGCUCUCGUUUCGACUAAUUUAUCCAACACUAUUAUUUAUAAUAUUCAUCAGCAGUAUUUUACACGACACAUUUAUUCUCUAAUUAAUUAAUUAUUCGUCACGUGCGUCGCGAGAGACUGGAAAUGAAAAAUGAGAAUUACACAGAAAUUGUGACAAGGGCCGCAAGUGUUCGCAUGCCAAGGCGGCCCCGAUGAAACAAAACAUUAUUUUGAAAGAACUGAACUGUGUAAUUAGGUGGGUAGGUUUUUUAAAAGCUUCUCUUGAUAACGAACGCGGCCCUAAAACCCUUAAUUAAUAAAUUAACCGUUGCUUUCGGAAUCCGAACGUGAAGUACAAAUUUUGUCGCAAUAUAUAUUAAUCCGUUUCACUCACUGGGAAGAGGAAAAAAGUAAGCAAGAAAGAAAGAAGGAGUGUCCAUUCUAAUUUGACCACGCUAGUCUUUAACUGGUAAUUAAUGUAACUGAAUGGCGCCCACGACACACAAACCAUGCUCCAUUGCUAGUGCCUAAGUGUAAAUACGUCAAAUAAAUAAAUCAUUAUUAAAUUUCAAGAGUAAAAAUCUAAUAAAAUCGCUAUUCUGUACAUACUGAUUGUGAGUAAGAGACGAAUCCUGUUAAUGAGAAAGAAAACGAACGCAAAAAGUAUUCCAGUGUAACGAUAUGUAACAAUUAUUUUUAUUCUAAUUAUAGCCAUCUCCUGUUAAAACAAAAA